GGCGGGUAAGCGUGGCGCGCGGAGGCUCAUGCAGAAAUAUCCGUAAUAAAGACGGAGUAAGUUGCAAAGAACGGCAUUAAAAGCGAGGUGUGCGGAGCUUCAUCAAGUCAGUUCUGACCUACUGAAGCGCCAUGGACUUCCUCGAGUACAAUGAGGCACUCUGCGAACAGAGGGGCGCCAUGCUUGCCGGAAAGCUGCGCGUGACGGACCGUGACGUCAUAUUCAAAUACAGGAAGACGGGCAAAACGGAACAGUUCCCGGGUGCCGACAUCGAGCUGCUGAACUGGCAGCGGCUGAGUGGCGACUGGGGACUUCGGGUAUUUCUGAAAAACGGCGAUCUGUACAGGUUUGGUGGCUUCAAGGACUCUGAUCAGGAUAAGGUCGCAAAGUUCUUCCAGCAGACGUUUGGCAAGGAACUGGCGGCGAAGCAGAUGAGCCUGAAGGGCUGGAACUGGGGCUCCGCGGUCUUCAAAGGCAACGCCUUAAGCUUCGACGUUGAGGACACAACGGCUUUCGAAUUGCCUCUCAGCUACGUGUCCCAGUGCACCGCGGGUAAGAGUGAGGUGACGCUUGAGUUCCACCAUCACGAUGAUGCGGUGGUCAGCCUCAUGGAGAUGCGGUUUCACCUGCCGCCGACGGCGGAGAACACUGAUCCUACGGAGGCGUUCCAGGACCAGGUGAUGAAGAAGGCCAGCGUUGUGACGGCCACUGGUGACGUCCUCGCCAUCUUCCGCGAGGUGAAGGGCCUGACGCCGCGCGGACGCUAUGAUAUUGGUAUAUAUCCGACCUUCAUCAACAUGCACGGCAAGACGUUCGACUUCAAGAUUCCGUUCAACACGAUUCUGCGGCUGUUUCUGCUGCCGCACCGCGAUGGCCGACAAACGUUUUUCGUCUUGGCUGUGGAUCCUCCCAUUAAGCAGGGCAUGACGCGCUACCACUUCCUGAUCCUACGUUUCGAUCUGGAUGAGGAUGACGAGAUGGACCUGGAGCUGCCCAUCUCAGACGAAGAUCUCAAGACCAAGUACGAAGGGCGGCUGCCCAAGGAGAUGAAGGGGCAAGGGUACGAGGUCCUGAGCAGGCUGACGAAAGGUCUUGCCAACAAGAAGCUGAUGGUGCCGGGGUCGUUCAAGGGCAACUCCUCCACGCCUGCCGUUGCGUGUUCGUACAAGGCGGCGGCCGGGUACCUGUAUCCGCUGGAGCGAGGGUUCAUGUACAUUCACAAGCCGCCCAUCUUUGUGCGCUUCGAGGAGAUCCUCAGCGUCAACUUCGCCCGCAGCGGGGGUGGCACCAGAACGUUUGACUUCGAGAUUCAGGUGAAGAACGAUUUGGUACACACGUUCAGUAGCAUUGAAAAGGAGGAGUAUGGCAAUCUGUUCAGCUUUGUGCAGGAGAAAAAGAUCCGGAUCAAGAGCAAGGGUGGCAUGGAGAAGGGCGCAAACUAUAUGUCGGAAGACAGCGGUGAUGCCGCCGACCCGUAUCUGGAACGGAUGAAGCGCGAGGGCGAAGAGCGAGACGAGGACGACCCGGAUGAUGAGGACGAGUCCACCGAUGAGGACUUCAACCCGGAGGGUGACGGCGGCGCUAACUCGGACGUGGCGGAGGAGUUCGAAAGCAAUCCUGAAAGCACAGAAAGUGAAGGUGGAGAUUCGGACGACUCAGCCAAGAAGGCCAAGAAACUCAAGAAGAAGGAGAAGAAAGAAAAGAGGGAGAAGAAGAGAGCAAGCACCUCAAGCAACAAGCCGGCGAAGAGGAAAAAGAAGGACACGGGCGCCCCCAAGCGGCCCAUGUCGGCCUACUUCAUUUGGCUGAAUGAGCACCGCGAGCAGAUCAAAGAGGAACACCCGGGCAUAUCGGUGACAGAGGUUAGCAAGAAGGCAGGAGAGAUGUGGCGCGAGCUGAAGGACAAGUCCGAGUGGGAGAAGAAGAACCAGGAGGCAAAGGCACGCUACGAGGAGGAGAUGAAGGAGUGGCGUGCGUCGGGCGGCGCGGUCGCGGGCAAGACCCCGAAGGCGGGGAAAAGCUCCAGCCCCAAGAAGUCUAUCAGCAGCACACCGGGCACUGGCGGAGGCGCCGGUUUGGGCUUCAAGAGCAAGGAGUACAUCUCGGACUCGGGGUCCAGCGAGGAGGACUCAGACGAGAGGCCGCUCAAGAACAAGGCGUCCAAGGGCGCCACGAAAGGCAAGUCUGUCAAGAAGGCGAAGGAAGAAGAUGAUGAGGAAGAGGAGGCCGCUUCGACCCCCGCGUCUAGUGACGAGUCGGGUGCUUCGGGGGACGACAGUGAUUGAGGCCUUCCCGGCGACCCCGCAAACUGGAUCGUACUUGGGAUUCCGUCACCAUUGUGUCAUGAUAUUUGUCACUCAGUGUUUUGUAUUGUGAAGACGGCACAGUGCCUCCGUCUUCAUCUGUCAAUUGUAUGCUACAUGUAAAUAAAAGAUGGUGUGCCGCCUUGCGCACAUUCCAUGAAGUUAAA
Molecule: messenger RNA, 2470 nt
Organism: Pollicipes pollicipes
Lineage: Eukaryota; Metazoa; Arthropoda; Thecostraca; Pollicipedomorpha; Pollicipedidae
Product: FACT complex subunit Ssrp1-like
Biological process (GO): regulation of chromatin organization
Cellular component (GO): FACT complex; nucleus
Molecular function (GO): nucleosome binding; DNA binding; histone binding
Source: RefSeq, a predicted model, not a curated record